GAACACCUUUACAAAAAUCAACUCUCCAUGAAAUUAUGAUGAACAUAAUCACAGAAGCAAAAGCAGAACAAGAUUCUUCUUCUUAUCCUCACGAUGCCAUGUUUCUUGUCUUACCUUACCUUUCACUGUACGAGGUUUUAACUAUGUCUCGUGUUUGCACAUCCCUAAGGGAUGCUGUCAACAAUGAUGUAUUACUGUGGCUUCAUGUUAUUGUUGAAAGGCCUCUCAAUUCAAGACUCACUGAUGAGACUCUAUUUCAAAUCACUUCCAAGGGAAAUGGCAGGAUUCAAACACUCGCUCUAAUCAACUGCAUGCACAUUACUGACCAGGGAUUACAAACGGUUGUGGAACAAAACCCUUUCAUUCAUGAGCUUCAUAUACCAGCAUGCACUAACAUAACUCCUGAAGGAGUUCUAAGAGUUGUGAAAACACUGUGCCAAAGAAGUAAUUGCUUAACCACCUUGAGUAUAAACGGCAUCUACAACCUACAACAGGAGCAUCUUCUCAUGCUUGCCUCAAACCUCAGAGAGAACCUUCCAUUAGCGGAUCGUCAAUCACAGCAGCAGCAGCAGCAACCUACAUACUAUCAUGAACGCGGCAGUGUUUCAGCGUUCAAGCGCCGAGAAAACCGGACGAUUAUUGAUUUGGAGGUAUGUCCUAAGUGCUUUGAGGUGAGGAUGGUAUAUGACUGUCCAAAAGGGGACUGCAGGGGGUGCAUAUUUUGUAUUCCAAGAUGUGAAAACUGCGGUCGUUGUAUUAUUGAAUCCGAAGAAGUGGAAGAGGGUGCUUGUGGAGAUACCUUGUGCCUUGAUUGUUGGUUACAGAUUCCUAAGUGCAAUUUCUGUAACAAACCAUAUUGUAAGCAGCACAUAGAUUGGUGGUGCACUUCUUCAGACUCUUCAUUGCUCUGCAGAGUUUGUGAUGAUAAUUCUCAUGGAUAUACAUACACUGAUGUUCUAUAAUGUAAACUAGUUUUAAUAAUUUGUAUGAUGUUUAUAGCUAAAAAAAUAAUUGUUCAUCAUAGUAUUUGCAUUCAUGAAUUUAAGUGUCUAUUGGAUAAGUCCAAACUACUGACUUAUAGCCUAUAAACUUAUUUGGUGAAAGUAUUAUUGUUUGAGAAGGUCCUUUUAUGUCAUA
This is a messenger RNA of Cicer arietinum (chickpea), 1137 nucleotides long. Its product is annotated as F-box protein SKIP28. The record is from RefSeq and is a predicted model, not a curated record. Gene Ontology annotation, cellular component: cytoplasm. Gene Ontology annotation, molecular function: protein binding. Lineage: Eukaryota; Viridiplantae; Streptophyta; Magnoliopsida; Fabales; Fabaceae.